UUUCCAUUUCAUUUUUUACUCUUAUUGCAAAAAGUCUGUAAGAUAUGGGAAGCUUACUAGUUACAGCGCCUACAAAUUUUUGGUCAGGGGUUUGGUCAUUUUUUGCAAAUUUCAUUCUUGAUUUUUGGCUAUCUCAAGUGUAGAGAUAAAAAUACUUAAGACCUUUCGUAUCCCCACACCAAUAUAAGUACAUGUCUAACCUCGUUUAGCAAUAAUUGAUUUGCGGUUGCAUGAAACUGAAGCUUCUUAAGCGAGUUUGUAUCUUUGUUUAUGGUCUUUCGGAGAUCAGUCUUUGAUAUCGGGUUUUGUAGUUUCGAGUCUAUUGCAGUCAAAUGGCAAAUUAUUUUGUACGAGAGUUGGAGCUGAAUAACUGCUCACUGGAAAUUUAUCAGCAGCUCGAAGGUGAUGUCGGGUGUGUUGUUUGGGAUGCCGCUAUUACUCUUGCUAAAUACAUUGACUUGCAGCAGUCGAAAGGACAAAUGCAGUGGAAAGGGAUGAAUGUCAUCGAGCUUGGUGCUGGCACCGGUAUUGUUGGUCUAGCUGCAGCUACCCUAGGGUUGUUUUCUUUUAGGGCCAAUGUCACAAUAACAGAUCUGCCAGAAUUUAUUCCUCUGAUGGAGAAAAACAUUUCACUCAACACUAAAAGUUUCAAGGAAGCAAAAAUAACAGCAAAAAAGUUAAAAUGGGGAGAAGACCUUGAAAACUUCACAAGCACUUAUGAUGUUAUUCUUAUGGCAGACCUAAUCUAUUAUAAAGAAUCAAUUGAGCCACUAAUUCAAACAAUGGUUGGUUUGUCAUCAAAAGGGACAAAAAUUCUAAUGUCACAUGAAGAGAGAACCACUGGAAACAAGCAAGAAUUAGAAAGACAAUUUUUCGAGCUAGCAAAGGAGCACUUUGAGAUAAAAAAGAUACUUUUAGAAGAACAAGACUCUGUAUAUAGCAGUGAAGACAUCUAUAUUCAUGAAAUGGAAAGAAAAUGCAAAUGAACCAUAGAGAAGGUCAGUCCUCUACCUAUGUUUGAUAUUAUGUUUUUAAUAAUCUAUCAAAGGCCAAUCAUUAAUAAUUCAAAUACAGAUGAUUUUUUUCCUUCUCAGUAACGGUAAAUCUUUCAAACAAAGAAUGCUUCAUCCAA
This is a messenger RNA of Rhopilema esculentum, 1132 nucleotides long. RefSeq names its product protein N-lysine methyltransferase METTL21D. The record is from RefSeq and is a predicted model, not a curated record. Gene Ontology annotation, cellular component: cytosol; protein-containing complex. Lineage: Eukaryota; Metazoa; Cnidaria; Scyphozoa; Rhizostomeae; Rhizostomatidae.